AUCACUUACCAUGGAGUCCAGCAGUGUGCCUGAGUCCUAUUUCCCCCCUAGUCAUCCCAUUCCUACAAAGGUAUCUUCAAUUUCUACCACAAAUGAAAAUAAGGGAGUUAGUAUUACCAGAUCUCAUGAGGUUCCUGGAAAAUCUAGUACAGAUGGGACAUCUUCAGCUGCUGGAAAAAGUGGAAGUCUAUCUCUUGAUGCUUUAGCUAAAGCUAAGAAAGCUUUACAAAUGCAAAAAGAUUUGUCAGAGAAGCUGAAGAAGAUUCCCUUUGUAAGGCAAGGGACAAUUAUUUCGACUGCCCCUACCAAUGUUUCAGAGGGGAUGACAUCUACUUCAUUGACCUUACCUUCUGCAUCUGCUGCAGCUUUUGUGAAGCCACCAUUCACUGGUCCUAGUGCUUCUGUAGGAAUCACAACUCUACCCAAUAUUGAGGCAGUAAAACGUGCACAGGAACUUGCUGCCAGGAUGGGGUUUCGUCAGGAUCCGGAGUUUGCUCCUCUUAUAAACCUGUUUCCAGGUCAGACGGCGGCAACAGAGUUCAUUGUUCCGCAGAAGCCAACCAAGGCCCCUGUUCUUCGUCUUGAUGCACUUGGUAGAGAGAUAGAUGAACAUGGAAAUGUGGUGAAUGCGACAAAACCAAGCAACCUCAGCACUUUAAAGGUCAACAUUAACAAACAGAAAAAGGAAGCAUUUCAGAUUCUUAGACCUGAAUUGGAUGUUGAUCCAGAGACAAAUCCUCAUUUUGAUGAAAGGAUGGGUAUUGACAAAACUAAACUUUUAAGGCCUAAGAGGAUGACUUUCCAGUUUGUUGAAGAAGGCAAGUGGUCAAAAGAGGCCGAGCAUAUUAAAUUGAAGAGUAAAUUUGGAGAAGCACAGGCAAAAGAGCAGAAAGCAAAACAGGCACAGUUGGCUAAGGCAAAUGCAGCACCUGAUAUUAAUCCAAAUCUGAUAGAGGUAGCAGAGAGAGUUAUCAUCAAAGAAAAACCUAAGGACACGAUUCCUGAAAUUGAGUGGUGGGAUGCGACUCUUUUGCAAGCUGGUGCUUAUGGUGACAUAACUGAUGGAACCAUGGUAGAAGAUAAACUGAAGAAGGAGAAGAUCACUAUCUAUGUAGAACACCCACGUCCGAUUGAGCCUCCGGCUGAGCCAGCUCCUCCACCACCUCAACCCUUGAAGUUAACCAAGAAGGAGCAGAAGAAACUUCGUACUCAGCGACGGCUGGCUAGGGAGAAAGAUAAGCAAGAGAUGAUUAGGCAAGGCCUGAUUGAGCCUCCAAAGCCAAAAGUUAAAAUGAGCAAUUUGAUGAAAGUUCUUGGCUCUGAAGCCACCCAAGAUCCAACUAGGCUUGAAAAGGAAAUCAGGAGUGCAGCUGCUGAACGGGAGCAAGCUCACAUUGACAGGAAUAUUGCUCGCAAACUCACUCCUGCUGAGCGCCGUGAAAAGAAAGAGCGGAAGCUUUUUGAUGAGCCAAAUACAGUGGAGACCAAUGUAUCAGUUUACCGGAUCAAUGACCUGUCACACUUACAGACCCGCUUCAAAAUCGAUGUUAAUGCCCAAGAGAACCGCCUGACUGGAUGUGCUGUGAUCUCUGAUGGUAUUACUGUUGUGGUUGUUGAAGGUGGAAACAAGUCCAUAAAAAGGUAUGGAAAACUCAUGCUUAGGCGCAUAAACUGGGCUACUGCUGUAAAAGAGGAGGAUGAAGAUGGUGAUGAAAGUGAUGAUAAACCUGCUAACAGGUGUGUCUUAGUCUGGCAAGGAAGUGUUGCCAAAUCGAGUUUCAAUAGAUUUACUGUUCACGAGUGUAUGACUGAAGCUGCUGCACGGAAGAUCUUUGCCGAUGCUGGUGUUGCUCAUCACUGGGAGCUAGCCAUUAACUUUUCAGACGAUCAAACAUAAUUGGAGAAAAGCUGCAUUGAUGGGGAGUAUUUUCAACUCACAUUGGAUUUGUCUUUUCAGCUUGAGCUGCUUUGUCAUUCAACAUGUUGGUAAGUAACGAGUUUGUUAAAAGUUGUGCACGUUUCGAACUGUCAGUUGA
Molecule: messenger RNA, 2036 nt
Organism: Juglans microcarpa x Juglans regia
Lineage: Eukaryota; Viridiplantae; Streptophyta; Magnoliopsida; Fagales; Juglandaceae
Product: protein RDM16
Exons: 5
Coding region: 11-1897 (628 amino acids)
Biological process (GO): mRNA splicing, via spliceosome
Cellular component (GO): U4/U6 x U5 tri-snRNP complex
Source: RefSeq, a predicted model, not a curated record